Molecule: messenger RNA, 1116 nt
Organism: Entamoeba invadens IP1
Lineage: Eukaryota; Evosea; Mastigamoebida; Endamoebidae
Product: WD repeat-containing protein 40A, putative
Exons: 1
Coding region: 1-1116 (371 amino acids)
Molecular function (GO): protein binding
Source: RefSeq, a predicted model, not a curated record
AUGAUAAGUGCGAUUCAACAACGCAACCAACGUCUCGAUGCAAAUUUAUAUUCGGAGGAGUUUGAGAAGGUUUUUGAAACCCGCCUGCCACACUUUUACGCGACAGAGCAGAUCAAAUACCCUCCAAGUGAUUGCGACAAGAUCUUUGCGUCGUGUUGGGUGAGCGAAGAUACCGUUGCGACAGGGACGAAAGACAAUUCCCUGUCACUGUGGAAUGUUUACUCAAUGAACGUCACAAAACUCAAACUGCCAAAUACUCGGGUGAACUACGACAGAGGGAGUGGAAUACACGACGUAGACUUUUGGCCGGUUGGUGACGCCGGUUUGUUGGUGAGUGGAAGUGACUCCCCAAACGACAUCGUCGUUUUUGACACGAAAAGAGAAACACCUGUGUCUCUUUUGAGAGGACACGACGACUGGGUUUUUGGUUCCAAGUUUGUUGACAACAACGUUGUUUUUAGUGGAGGAAGAGAGGGUAAGUUGUGUUUUUGGCAGGUCGACCAACCAAACAACAAGGGCGACAACAUGCCAAAGCUCCACAUCCAAUCACCCUAUGAAACAAAGACGAUCGAAGGUGUGAAGAUUCGAUGUGUGGGCGUACAGAAGGCCAAAAAAGAGUGUUACAGUUUGACGUCGGAUGGUGUGGUCGGUAUUUGGGAUGCACAAACAACGACUCUUAUACACAACGAGCAACUUGAAGACACGUACGAGUUAGUCGCGAUGGACGUGAAGCAAGACAGCUCGUACAUUGCUGUUGGGUCCAGGAGCUUUACAACUGUUUUAGACCCGCGCGAAAAACGGGAAGUCGUUGUGAUUGGCCACGUAGAUAUUAACUGGGGAGUGAGGAGUGUGUUGUUUUUGGACAACUAUCUCGUGAUAGGAGGAGGAAGCGGCAGCGUUUCGUUCGUCGACAUGAGGAAGGCAGGAGAUUACAAGCACACGGUAUACCACAAAUGCAGUGGUGUGAUUAGAAACACGUUUCCCGACAUGACCGAGUCAGACAUCCCCCAAGCCGUCUACUCGGUUUCUGCAAAUCUCUCGAAGACGAAUCUGUUUGUUGGUGGAGGACCCUUACUUGUUGGGGUUUCUGGGUAUUUUGGGUCUGUGUGGAAUUAA